AUGCUGCUGGCGUGGCUGGCGACGGCGUGGGGCGGCGCGGCGUGGGCGCUGCUGGCGGCGGCGCGCGCUGGGCGGCGUGGCGGUGGGUCGUGGCGUUCGCCCGCGGGCCGCUGUACGCGGCGGAGGCGACAAGCGCGCGGCUGCGCGGCGGCGGUGCGCGCUGCCGCAGCUGGCGCUGAGCGCGGCCAGUGCUGGCCUUACUUGCGGCGGGCCGCGUGGCUUCGCUGCGGGCGCUGCGCUUUCGUGGCCGCCACGCUGCCCCGUGGCCUUCUUCGGGCGCUCUACGCCGCGCCCGAGUCGCCGCACUGGCUGCUGCGCGCCGGGCGCCGGGCGGACGCCGCGCGCGCGCUGCGCCGCCUGCGCGGGUCGGGGCCGGCGCAGGAGGAGCUGGACGCGGAGCUGGACGCCAUCGAGGCGUUCGCGUGCGCGGAGAGCGCCGAGGGCGCGCCUAGCGGCGCGUACGGGGAGAUGCGCGCGCUCUUCGUCGACGCCGCCGUGCGCCGCGCCCUCUGGAUCGUCCUGGGGAUGGUGGGGCUGCAGUGCAUGUGCGGCUACACCGCCUUCCUCGCCUACUCCACCGUCAUCUUCCAAAAGAGCGGCGACGCACUCGACGCCAACCACAGUGGAAUCGUCGUCGGCGUCAUUUUGCUGGUGAUGUGCCUCAUCUCGCCGGUGGUGGUGGACCGCGCGGGCCGGCGCUUCUGCCUGCUGGUGUCGUGCUCCGUGGCGGCGGUGGCGCUGCUCAUCGAGGGCGGCUACUUUUACGCGGCGGAGCGCCAGCUGGCGCUGGCCGACGCCUUGUACUGGCUGCCGGUGGUGGCGCUGGUGGCCUUCUUCAUCGCCUUCACACUGGGGCUGGGCCCGCUGCCCACCACCGUCGCCGGGGAG
Messenger RNA from Gryllus bimaculatus (two-spotted cricket), 888 nucleotides. Lineage: Eukaryota; Metazoa; Arthropoda; Insecta; Orthoptera; Gryllidae. The record is from the annotation of a GenBank genome assembly.